AUGGCUCUAGGAGUUUCCACUUGUCAUUAUGGUGAAGUUCCUCCGUCCAUCUCCUUCUCUGGAUCUGGAUUCAUGGCCACCUACCAGUUAGGGGUUGCCCAGUGCUUCCUAAAUUAUGCACCUUGGAUACUUCGCACAGCACCUUGUGUUCUGGGUGCAUCUGCUGGAUCACUGGUAGCAGCUGCUGUGGUCUGUCGAAUAAGCCUAAUUACCAUUCUGGACGAGAUGCUGCAUUUUGCUAAACAUAUGAAGGCUUUUACACUCGGGCCUUUUAACCCCUCAGUCAAUGUGUUCCACUGGUUAGAGUGUGUUUUACACAAAUAUCUUCCGUCUGAUGCGCACCAACUGGCCAGUGGUCGUCUUGCUGUGGCUAUGACCCGCCUGAUUGAUGGCAAGCACAUUUUGAUGUCUGAAUUUCAGUCCAAAGAGGACGUAGUACAGGCUCUGCUAUGUAGUUGCUUCGUGCCUGGGUACUGCGGUAUCCUGCCUCCAUCCUUCAAAGGAGUACAUUAUUUAGAUGGGGGUUUCAGCUGCAUGCAGCCUCUACUGCCUGUGCCCCGCAGUCAUACCUUGACCGUGUCUCCGUUCUCUGGAGAGAUUGACAUCUGCCCCGCAGACACAUCUUGCAUGUGGAACAUGGUGGUUAGUGGAGCCACCCUGAAGGGCAACAUGGCUAACAGCUUCAGGAUCAUCAAUGCUCUUUACCCCAUGGCUUCAGAGACUCUGGAACAAGCCUAUUUCAGAGGCUACGAAGAUGCCAUUAAUUUCCUUCUGCGCAAUGUUCUGCUGGGAGAUGUGGUGAGUUACCUGAGCAUGUUUGGACUCCCUGCGAAGUUCCUAUCGUACCUGCUCCUUCCUCUCAUGCUGUCAUUUUACGCCGUACUCCACAGUAGGCUGAGAUUGGAGUUGAUAAUCAGGCACACUCCAGAGUUCGUUUUCUGGGCCUGGCAUAGCCUGAGACAUUUUAUCUUCUUCUUUUUCAGCGUAUUGGUCUGUAGCCUCAAGAAAAACAUAAAGGACAGGGUCACGCCCAUCAUCUUGUUGUUGCAAUGGCUGAAAAUUCAGGCACCAUUUGAAGCUCUAUGA
This is a messenger RNA of Xiphias gladius (swordfish), 1086 nucleotides long. Its product is annotated as patatin-like phospholipase domain-containing protein 2. The transcript has 8 exons. Gene Ontology annotation, molecular function: triacylglycerol lipase activity. Gene Ontology annotation, biological process: lipid homeostasis; triglyceride catabolic process. Lineage: Eukaryota; Metazoa; Chordata; Actinopteri; Istiophoriformes; Xiphiidae. The record is from RefSeq and is a predicted model, not a curated record. Gene Ontology annotation, cellular component: cytoplasm; membrane; lipid droplet. Bases 1 to 1086 code for a protein of 361 amino acids.